Molecule: messenger RNA, 621 nt
Organism: Guillardia theta CCMP2712
Lineage: Eukaryota; Cryptophyceae; Pyrenomonadales; Geminigeraceae
Exons: 1
Coding region: 1-621 (206 amino acids)
Source: RefSeq, a predicted model, not a curated record
AUGCAGGUCGACGAUCGCUGUGCCGUAUACCAACUCAUCGAUGUUGCGACUCUUUGGAACCAGUCGUUCGAUCUCAUCAAAUCGAAUGCUUCUGAUUUGAUCCUCAGUCAAAAACGUCCUCGAGGUCGCCCAAAGGGCUCGAAAGACGCACAUCCUAGGAAGCAAAAGCAGGGCUACACAGAUAUGAGCAAAAGGAAAUUCUGUACUGUGCCAGCUGGUCACAACCAAUGUGGCGACACAAGCAGCCCGUCGUCAUCCGACGACCAAUUGGCCGACGAGGCGCCGCAAAAGAUCAAAGUUUACAUCCCCAAUCGCUGUCGCCAACGCACAGAAAAGCACAAGAAGCUGGUGGCAGAGAUUGCAGUUAUGUGCCAGCAGCUUUCGAGGUACAGGCCUGGCGGUCUUGUGCAGCAGAGCAGAGAAGAUGUAUUGGAUACCGUCAUGAAAGAUCUGCUAGGAGAAGGGUGCCAUUCGUGCGAGGCCUGCGGGAAUUGCCGUCCGUGCCCCUGCACGUCGGAUCGCUUCUAUUCAAAGCAGAAAAGAGGUAGGGAGGAGGAACAAGAGGUUCCUACGACUACCUGCUCGACGUACUCAGAAGCCAUUAUCAUGAACCGAAGCUAG